Molecule: messenger RNA, 684 nt
Organism: Anopheles cruzii
Lineage: Eukaryota; Metazoa; Arthropoda; Insecta; Diptera; Culicidae
Gene: mRpL21
Product: 39S ribosomal protein L21, mitochondrial
Exons: 2
Coding region: 58-630 (190 amino acids)
Biological process (GO): translation
Cellular component (GO): ribosome; mitochondrial large ribosomal subunit
Molecular function (GO): structural constituent of ribosome; RNA binding
Source: RefSeq, a predicted model, not a curated record
CGGAAGAAAAACAAUGUGUUGAAUAAGAACUUGUGUUUUGGUUGAAAAUCGCCAAAAAUGUUCCUCAAGCAAUUUGCCCGCCUAUUAAAACCAUCGGCACUACGGCCAUUUACAGAAUCAAUCCAGCGCGCUGCACCGUUUACGACGACUUUCCACCGAUGGAACAGCACCAAUGCGGCCGUAUCGAUUUCAGCCAAACCCAGCACAACCGAUGUCGUGAAUAAGCAGCUGGAAACGGGAACGGAGGGCAGACUGUUCGCCGUUGUCCAGCUGUGCGGUAAACAGUUCAAGAUUACGGCGGGAGACAUUGUUGUCGUGGAAGGUUACUGGCCGCCGGAGAACGGAGACAAGUUGCGGUUGGAUAAGGUGCUGCUGGCCGGUAGCACCGACUUUUCUAUCGUCGGUCGACCAUUGUUGGCCCCGGGAUUGGUGGAUGUGCAGGCCACCAUAAUCGAGAAAACGCUGUCCCACACACGGACCCAUUUUCGCAAGAAGCGAAGAAAGCAGUACAUGCGAAUCAACUUCUACCGCACACAGCAAACGAUGGUACGCAUCAAUUCGAUCGAAAUCACGCGAAAGCUGGGCGCCGCUGCGGGGAAGCCAGAGUCCAGUGAAGAUAGAUUUUUUUAAGUGAAAUCAUUGUAAGGUGAACCAACCUGAAAUAGCGACAAUUAAAUAAACAUA